UCCACCCAAAGGAACCAAAGUUAGACAGAAGCAGGUCCUGCCCAUACCUGGAUACCAUUAACAGAUCUGUUCUAGAUUUUGAUUUUGAGAAGCUAUGUUCAGUGUCCCUGUCCCACAUCAAUGUAUAUGCUUGCAUGGUCUGUGGCAAGUACUUCCAAGGCAGAGGAAACAACACUCAUGCCUAUACACACAGUGUAUUUGAGGGGCACCAUGUGUUUCUGAAUCUGGCCACACAGAAGUUCUACUGCCUGCCUGAUAACUAUCAGAUCAUUGAUUCUUCUCUUGAUGAUAUCAUUUAUGUACUAAAUCCUACAUUCACUGAUGUUAUGAUCAGAAAGUUGGACAAGAACCCAAAACUCUCCCGUGCUUAUGAUGGAACUACUUACUUGCCAGGUAUUGUGGGUCUCAACAACAUUAAAGCUAACGACUAUUGCAACGUUGUCCUCCAGUCCCUGUCCCAUGUUGCUCCUCUGAGGAACUAUUUCCUGAAGGAAGAAAACUACAAGAGAAUCAAGCGACCACCAGGUGAUAUCCAGUUCCUGUUGGUUCAGAGAUUUGGAGAGCUGAUUCGGAAGCUGUGGAACCCAUGUAACUUCAAGGCCCAUGUGAGUCCACAUGAGAUGCUCCAGGCUGUGGUGUUGUGCUCCAAAAAGAAAUUUCAGAUCACAGAGCAAGGCGACACAAUUGAUUUUCUGUCAUGGUUCCUAAAUGCCAUGCACUCUGCAUUGAAUGGCACCAGGAAGCUGAAUAGUAGCAUCAUCAAUAAAACCUUUAGAGGAAAGAUGAGAGUGUAUUCCCGCAAGAUCCCCAGUGUUGAUCUGAGUGAGCAUGAGAAAGCCAAGCUUCUACUGGAGGAAGGCUACCAAGAAAAGGUUGAAGAAAUGCCCUGGUUGUAUCUGACCUGUGACCUGCCUCCACCCCCUCUGUAUCCAGACGAGUCCAGGGAAAACAUUAUUCCACAGGUGCCAUUUGCCAACCUUUUGAAUAAGUUCAACGGAGUGGCAGAGAAAGAGUACAAGACACACAAGGACAGCACCUUGAAGAGGUUUGAGCUGACCCGCCUGCCGCCUUUCAUCAUUAUUUAUUUCAAGAGAUUUACCAAGAAUUACUUUGUGUUUGAGAAAAACCCAACAAUUGUCAACUUCCCUAUAAAAAAUAUAGAUUUUGGUGACCUUUUGUCACCUGAAGUUCGAGCCCACCACAAGCACACGACCUAUGACCUUGUCGCAAACAUUGUCCAUGAUGGAGAGCCAGGCAAGGGGAAGGGUAGCUACAGAUGUCAUGUCUUGCACAAGGGUCAAGGCAAGUGGUAUGAACUGCAAGAUUUGCAUGUGGCGGACAUUCUUCCUCAGAUGAUCACUUUGUCUGAGAGUUACAUACAGAUUUUUGAAGUGCGAAAAGACAUCCCAAAUCCAACCUUCAACCCAUCUCUUAAUGAAAUGGAUACAGAGGAUGAUGGUCCAACAGGAACAGACAAGUCUGGACAGCCAGUAAACACAAAGGAAAACAACUCCGGUAAUCCACUGCUGCAGGCUAAUGGUUCUUCUAAAGGUGGAGUUAACUAG
This is a messenger RNA of Candidula unifasciata, 1565 nucleotides long. The record is from the annotation of a GenBank genome assembly. Lineage: Eukaryota; Metazoa; Mollusca; Gastropoda; Stylommatophora; Geomitridae.